UUGCAUGGGAUGACAAUGAGUGGUGAGUGUGUGUGUGUGGUGGUGUUGGUGUGAGUGGUGAUGCAGGUGAGGUUAGCGGUGUGGUGAAGUGAUGAUGUUGGCCUGCUUGUGAUGUAUUGAGUGUUGGUGAGGGUGUUAUGGUGUUGUGAGUGGUGAUAAGGUUGAGUUAGCGGUGUUGUGAAGUGAUGGGGUUGGCUUGAGUGGUGAUGAAUGUCUGUGUGUGGUGAUGAGGGUGUGUGGGUGUUGUGAGUGGUGAUGAGGUAAAGUUAGCGGUAUGGUGAAGUGAUGGUGUUGUCUUGAGUGGUGAUGUGUGGGUGGUGUGAGUGGAGAUGAGGUGAGGUUAGGGGUGUGAUGUGAUGCUGUUAAGUGGUUCUUCAUCACACAAAGCAGAGCAGAGCCAUCCACUCACAGCAAGACACACACACACACACACACACACACCAGCCAUGAGCUACAACAGGGGCCGAGGGUUUGGCUUCGGGGGGUUCUCCUUUGCCAAGAAACAGGAGACCAUCCCCCCGCCCCCCAACGCCACCCUCAGCAAGCAUGGCUACCACACCAUGACGGCCAUCAGCCAGAACGCGAUCUCAGGCGGCUGCGGGUACGGCCAGCCACGCAAGAGACCCAGGGACGAGGACGAGUACUUUGAUGACGAGGAUGAGAGCUUUGAGGGAGCGUACCAGCCAGCGCCAGGCAGCCCGGGGCCCCAACGCAAGGAAUCCUCAGACUCUGACGAGGACCCACUGGACGCCUUCAUGGCCGGCAUAGAGCAGGAGGUGAAGAGAACGAAGGUGAAGGGCAGUGAGGAGAAGAAGGAGAUGAAGGGCGUGCGUGACGACAUAGACGAGGAGGAUGACGAGGAGUCCUACUACAGAUACAUACAGGAGAACCCUAAUGCUGGCAGGCAACAGGAGGACAGCGAGGACGAGAUCGAGUAUGACGAGGACGGUAACCCCAUCGCCCCCAAGAAACCCAAGUACAUUGAUCCGCUGCCCCCCAUCGACCACACUGCCAUACAGUACCAGGAUUUCACCAAGAACUUCUACCAGGAGCACGAGGACAUCGCUGUGCUCUCCUCUGCCCAGGUGCACGAACUCAGGACCAAGCUGGGCAUCAAGGUUACAGGUUUUGACGCACCCAAGCCAGUCACAAGCUUUGGACACUUUGGUUUUGACGAGGCGCUCAUGAAGUCUAUCCGCAAGUCAGAGUACACCCAGCCAACGCCCAUCCAGUCCCAGUCCGUGCCCAUUGCGCUGAGUGGCCGCGACGCCAUCGGUAUCGCUAAGACUGGCAGCGGCAAGACAGCAGCGUUCAUCUGGCCCAUGCUGGUGCACAUCAUGGACCAGAGGGAGCUGUCUCCUGGCGAGGGUCCCAUCGGCCUCAUCCUGGCUCCCACACGUGAGCUGGCACAACAGAUUUACACAGAGGCGCGCAGGUUCGGCAAGGUGUACAACAUUCAGGUUGUGUGUGCGUAUGGUGGCGGCAGCAAGUGGGAGCAGAGCAAAGGACUGGAGGCCGGCGCUGAGAUCGUGGUGGCAACGCCCGGCCGCAUGAUUGACAUGAUCAAGAUGAAGGCCACCAACCUGCAGCGCGUCACCUUCCUGGUGCUGGACGAGGCCGACCGCAUGUUUGAUAUGGGGUUCGAGCCACAGGUGCGGUCAAUAUGUGAUCACGUGCGGCCAGAAAGACAGACGCUGCUCUUCUCCGCCACCUUCAAGCGCAAGGUGGAGCGGCUGGCCCGGGACGUGCUGACGGAUCCUGUGAGGGUGGUGCAGGGCGAGCUGGGAGAGGCCAACCAGGACGUGACGCAGAUUAUCCGGCUCCUAAACUCCAACAACCACAAGUGGCUCUGGUUGACACAGCGGCUUGUGGAGUUCAUGUCGGAGGGGAGCAUCCUCGUGUUCGUCACCAAGAAGGCCAAUGCCGAGGAGCUCUGCAACAACCUACAGAUCAAGGAGUUCGACGCGCUGCUCCUCCACGGCGACAUGAGCCAGUACGAGCGUAAUGAGGUCAUCACGGCGUUCAAGCGGAAGGACAAGCCCAUCCUCGUUGCCACCGAUGUCGCCGCACGUGGUCUGGACAUCCCACACAUCCGCACUGUUGUGAAUUACGAUGUGGCAAGGGACAUUGACACCCACACCCACCGUAUUGGGCGUACUGGUCGUGCCGGGGAGAAGGGCACGGCGUACACUCUCGUCACAGACAAGGACAAGGAAUUCGCUGGCCACCUGGUGCGCAACCUGGAGGGGGCAGCGCAGGAGGUCCCCAAGGAGCUGCUAGACCUGGCCAUGCAGAGCUCCUGGUUCCGCAAGUCCCGGUUCAAGCAGGGCAAGGCCAAGGCUCUGGGUGGACGGGGCCUUGGCUUCAGGGAGCGGCCUGGCCUUGGCUCCACCCCGGCUAACGAGACAACAGGUGGUGAUGGGGGAGGAGGAGGGGGAGAGGGAGGAGGCACCGAUGGUUUUAGUGGUGGCAGUGAAGGAGGGGACAGUUACGGUGGCAAUGGUGGCGAAGGGGGCAGCGGCGAGGGGGCGGCAGCGGUGGGCCCAGCCAGCCAGGCGUACGGUGGAGGGGACCCCAGCAUGACAGGCCCGGCCACCAACCGCCUGGCCGCCAUGAAAGCCGCCUUCCAUUCACAAUACAAGAGUCAGUUCACUGCUGCGAGCGCCGAGACCUCCUGGACGAUAGACAAACCCACGUACGUUCAACCCAGCCAACGCCGCAGAAAGUCACGGUGGGACGACUAGACGUGUGAGGGAGUCUUGAAAACUGAAGCGGCGGCAGCAGCAGUGAGGCGUGACAAGUGAUGGACACAAGGAUGAACUGACGGACACUUUAACACCCGGAGACAAGUGAUGCAGUAUUAACAUUUUAACUCGCCAGCAGAUCAUCGUUGCAUUACUGAUUUUUUAUAUGUCUCAUUCUCAUUGCUCCUCUCUCCUCCUCCUCCUCCUCCUGUUUUUUGGUUGAGUGCAGACAUAGCUAUCCCACUGAGGCUGUACAUUCACAAUUUGUGAGUUGUGUUGUUUGAAAGCAGUUUCAUUAAAAUUUAGAGCCUCCUGAGCUACUCUUCCACCCUCACUCAUUCACAAAAAAACAAACUGUGGAUGGGAGAUAUGGGUAGUUAGUCGUCUUGUGCUGCAAAAGGCAUGGAGACUGUAUAUGUAUGUGUGUGUUUGUAUGUAUGUGUGUGUGUGUGUGUCUGCAGGUGUAUGUGUGUGAUUCACCUACUUGUAUCUUCCUGGACUGAGCUACAAGUUCAUGUGUCUUGGGUCUGAAGGCCUUGGGUUUUCGCUCUUAGGUUUCUCGCCUUUUGACGGUGGCAGACCAUCACCUUAAGCUAGGGGAUAGGACACAACCUCUGACUGACCCCCAGCACCUAUUCUCUUCUGAGUGACUAAGGGCACAUGUAAGGAGACUACCCAUCCAUCUCUGUGCCGUCCGGGAAUCGAACCCGGGGUCUCUGUUGUGAGUUGAGCAUCCUAACCACUAUACUGCACCGUAUCACAGGCGUGUGUGUGUGUGUAUGUGUUAAUGUGUGCGUCCGUGUGUGUGGAGGGAUUAUAGUCAAUGGUUUCAGAACACAAAAAUCUCUCCACACUAGGAGCUGUAUAUCUUUUGAUGGAGAGUUUAUAGGUCUUUUCUUGUGACACUCAUAGCUAGCUUGUCUUUGUAAUAGUUGAAGUGUGUGGAAAAUAAAAUAAGUUUAUAAAUGGAUUCCUAUUGAAAGAAAAGGCUCUUCCCCUCUCCAAACUUGAGGCAAACAAAAUCAACACUACUCAAGAAGCAACACUUCCGUAACAUUCACCUGCUGCAGCAGAUCGCUUCAUUGUGUGAGAACUUUAUCCUGUUUUCUUCUUCAUACUUGAUAUGCAUACCAUCCUAGCCAAUUUUAUCUGUCUCUCUUUAUCUCCCACUUUCCCUCUGAGAACUGUUUGUAGUCUGAUGAUCCUGACAAAUGUCCUUACUUUUGUCAUUCAUUGAUAACACUUCUUUUUCCAGAGGGUCUUCCUUUCUCUUCCAUACUUUUGUAUCUGUCUGUCACCCAUAAACUGUUAUACUCAGCAAAGGUGCUCAGAGCAAGUCCUGAGCCACCAACACUUUUUUCUCCUAUUUCUCUCACAUUUGACAUGGUAAUGAGAGAUUUGGGAUCCUACAGCAACUGAGUUGUAUCAAGGCAGUGCAGUAAUUCACUGAUUUUGCAGCUGUUGCAUUUGUCCAGACUGAUCUGAGAAAGCCCUGCAAGAUUGUAACGUUACUCCCCUGGGGACGGUUAUGUUACUUCAUUCUGAGUAACCCCUCUCCCCAAGUAACACCCAACAUGCACAGGCACCAUGAAGUGUUCCAAGAGGCAGGACACUGUCAUGCUCCCCAGCCAUGCCUCGGUGGUGUCUAAGUAACUGCCACCGGCCGACGUACCUUUGUGGCCCCUUUGCAGAAUCUGUUACAGAGGUGAUGAGCAACAAGAAGCAGCAUGAUGCACCUUACUCUGGUGAGGCCUCGUGACCUUGGAAAGCAGCACAGGGAGGGUGUGUCCCUUACAUCCCAGAGGCAUUAGACUCCUCCAUCAUUUUUUGGUGGAUAGCAGCAGGUGUCAUUGUUGUGUAGAUAACUGGGGCUGACCUGAGUGUGUGAAGGAAUGUUUGAUUAUCUAAAAGUAAAUCUUUAUGGGAAUAUAUUUUGUUAAAGGCAGAGAUGAGGCUCCAGUUGUCAAUGUUUUCAUGUACCUGAAAGAAUAUAUUUUGUUAAACUUUGGGGGAAUCUUGAGUGCCAAUCAGAAUGUAAAUAGGUUAAUGUUCAGGGAAUCAAAGUCAGUCAUGUGGAAAGAGAAUGAAUAUCAUGUAGUUGUAUAUGCUCAAGUUACUUGAGAUGUAAUUUAGUGGCAGAGUAGAGAUGUCCAUUUAUUGUAAUAUUUAGGAAGAGAAAGGUGUUUCAAACAAUAUUCCACAACUUUUGUUUGCCCCAGUUUAGAGCACACUGUGACAUCCAUCUUCUGUACAUGUUGGACACAUAAAGGUGCUCUCUGCAUCCACUGGUAAGCGUGUCCCCUUCCCAACACAGACGUAUGCAGAAGAAACACAUUCAGGGUAUAUUUUCCAAUCCACUCCUGCCAUUGCAAUUACUACUUAUAUCAGAAAAGCUACUCUGAAAAUCUGAGAUGAAGUAUGAAAAUUAAUUUUUGUACAUCUCAGUUUUCAAGAGUAAUUAUUUCUUGAUAUAAGUAUGAGUCGGAACGGUGGGCACGGAUUGACAGAUAUACCAACAUACUCAUCAAGAACUGAACUCCCAGGCCUCUGAGACAGCCACCAGCCUGAGCAAGUGUAUGUAGCUGUGCAUUGACAAAGUAAGCAGCAGUCUGUUUGCUGGUCUAGCUUGUGUGAGAACCGAGUGGUCACGUGAAAACUUAAGUUGGACCUGUUUUCUACAAAGUGUUGAUUUGACUUGAAGCACAUAUACGAGAUGAUGUUUGAGAAAAGUAGUAGACAUUUGUACACAUAGGUUGGAGAAAAGCCUUGAGGAUGUGUAGAGACUAUGUGAGUGUGUGUUUCUUGUGUGUGUGUGUAUACUGAUAUGACUGUGUAAGUAGCUGUCUCUACAGUGUGUGGGCUCACCGGACUCAUACACACCCCUGGCAAGGCUUAUUAAACAAAAUUAUGACGGACAAUGUUGGUGACGAAAGUAUUUAAGAUGACAAAAUGUAAUGAUACAGAACUGUUGUUUUAACUUAACUUUGGCAAAUAUUAGGUUCUAUGUUAAUGCUUGACUUUGUGAAGCCAUUAAAGUAUAGAACACUG
Messenger RNA from Eriocheir sinensis (Chinese mitten crab), 5792 nucleotides. Its product is annotated as ATP-dependent RNA helicase DDX42-like. Lineage: Eukaryota; Metazoa; Arthropoda; Malacostraca; Decapoda; Varunidae. The record is from RefSeq and is a predicted model, not a curated record. The coding region runs from base 357 to 2744 and encodes 795 amino acids. Gene Ontology annotation, molecular function: RNA binding; RNA helicase activity; ATP binding. The transcript is spliced from 12 exons.